AUGACCAGUCAACAGUGGAGAUACGGAGAAGACUCCGGCCCCUCAUCUUGGUGCAAAGACUAUCCCACUGUCCAGAGUGACCAGCAAUCUCCGAUCAACAUUGUUCCUGCUGAGACUGAGUAUGGUGACUGCCUGCGCCCCCUCAUUGUCUCAUAUGAGCACUCCAACUCCGUUAACAUCUCUAACAAUGGAAGCUCUGUAGUUGUUGAGUAUGAUGAUGUGCAUGAGGCACCAGUAAUUGAGGGAGGCCCUCUGGAUGAUGUCUACAGGCUAAAACAGUUUCAUUUCCACUGGGGUGGGGAUGAUUACCAUGGUUCUGAGCACACAGUUGAUGGGAAGGCCUAUGCGGCUGAGCUUCAUCUGGUCCACUGGAACACUAUGAAGUACAAGACCUUUGGCGAGUCUAUGAUAGCUCCCAAAGGUCUUGCUGUACUUGCAGUCUUUUUAGAGACAGGGGGUGAACAUGAAGGUUUACACAAGAUAAUGGAUGCUUUGAAUAUGGUCAAGUUUAAAGGAAAAGCUGCAGAUUUCAAAGGCUUCAAUCCCAAGUGCCUUCUUCCAAACAACCACAAUUACUGGACAUACUCUGGCUCUCUGACCACACCACCACUACAUGAGAGUGUUACCUGGAUCCUCUUUAAAGAGCCCAUUAAGGUGUCUGAGAAACAGAUGGGAAAGUUCCGGACCCUACUGUUCAGUGAAGAGGGGGAUGAUGAGCGAUACAUGGAGAACAACUUCCGAUCACCUCAGCCCCUCAAAGGCAGAAAAGUCUAUUCCUCCUUCCGAAGCUAA
Messenger RNA from Megalops cyprinoides (Indo-Pacific tarpon), 792 nucleotides. Its product is annotated as carbonic anhydrase 7-like. The record is from RefSeq and is a predicted model, not a curated record. Gene Ontology annotation, molecular function: zinc ion binding; carbonate dehydratase activity. Gene Ontology annotation, cellular component: cytoplasm. NCBI's taxonomy places the organism in Eukaryota, Metazoa, Chordata, Actinopteri, Elopiformes, Megalopidae. Gene Ontology annotation, biological process: regulation of intracellular pH. The coding region runs from base 1 to 792 and encodes 263 amino acids. The transcript is spliced from 7 exons.